UUGCAACUUUUGCACUUAAAAUUAGUUUUCAAAAACAAAUUUUAAUUUAUAGUGUAAAAUGUGUAUGAACUUAUAGAGAAGAAGACAAAAAAAUAUUUCAAAAAGAAAAUAAAAAAAAGGUGAAGAAAAACAAAAAGUUAAACCGAAGCCCCGUGGGAAGAAGAGUGUUUUUGUUUUAAGUGAAUUUAGAAAAUUCCUGAGAAAAAUAAAAGUUUAUAUUGUGUAUUCAACCGUUAAACGUCAAGACCAAUAAGAAUCGUUAAAUUAAAAAUAAAUUUAAAUCGCAUCAAGGACGACAUCUGAAAAGUAAAAACCGAAUUAAUUCGAACAAAAAACUAACAUUAUCAAAACAAAGAGAUAGAAAAUUUAAAAAUAAAAAUCUUCUCUCGUAGAAGUUUGAAAAAGUAAAACAAACACACCCACACAUCUUGUGUUUCAAAAAGAAAAUCAAACACACCCUCUUUGCAUCAUCAUCUCCAACGCACCUCAAUUGCAUUUAGUUUUACAGCGCUCAACUCUUGCAUCUCUUAUGUUGCAAGAUUAUGCGUAGAUUUUCAAAUAUUUUGAGAUACUAAUUUUUAACAAUAUAGCUGUGUAGUUCAUUGAAUUUUCAAAAAUAAGUAAAUAUUGAAAAAAGCUUGAUUUAAAAAAAAAUUCAAAUUAAAAUAAAAGAGCACCAUCGUAUCCACCGCUGUUUGAAUAAAAAAAGAGAAAUUUAUAGAGAACAAGUGAGCAGAGCACUGUGCCAAAGCUUAUUUGUUUUCUAAAUAGAAUAAUUUAUGAGAAAGAAAGCUUAACAAACAACAACAACAACUAUCAACAUAAUAUCUAGAACUCAUCUUGUUGUAAACAGCAUAGAACAAUCUCGUGCGCCGGCACCACCAUCCACCAUAGCAUAAAUAUAUCUAGCAUAGUGAGUGCAAAAGAGUUCUAUAUACCGUAAAAUCAUUAAAUCGAAUUAAUUCAACUUUUCCUCUCGUUUGAAUUCAUUUUCUUUCGAUUUUCUUUUUCAGAAUGAAAAUGUGUCUCUAGUGUGAUUCUUGAUUAUUGUGUGAAGAGCAAGUGAAUCGAAGAAAAGAAUUAAAUCAAAACAAUUCAACCUUGUAAAACCGACCGACGCAAGUCGUACAGUGUUUCAUAUGAAAACCUACGUCUAAGGCUUUAAAUUUUGAUCAAGAUCGAAAACCAAAACUAAAAAAAAACACCCCAACCAAAAAGACACAUUCAUAUGCUUAAUUAUCGGCUGGUGUCAACGCAUUUCCUAAAGCAGCCGUAAAUCAGUUAAUUGCCCUAAAAUAGUGUUAAAUGUGUGUUGUUACUAUCGUAUUUGGUGUUUUUUGAAAAAUAAGAAAAAUAAAAUAAUAAUUGUUAUAAAUUAUCGAAAAAAUAAAAUAUCGAAUAAUUUUUGAUCUACGUAUAAGAACCCCCACAAUAGUCUUCUUUCUCCAUGCAUAAGCAUAAUCAAAAGCUAUAAGCAAGCCAUAAGCAACAGCAACAACAAAAUAAUACUAAUAAUAAUCACAACCAUAGUCAUUUAAUUUUCUACACCGUUAAAUCCACCAUCAAUUGAAGAACACCUUUACCGCCACCGACCGGCCGGGCUCCAACCAUCACAUCACAUUUAUCUAUAAGGAGAAACCACCCCCAAAACAACAAAAACAAGAAAAAUAAAUAAACAGUCCAACUGGAGGGUUGCAACCGAAAUAACAGCCAAAGAGAAAGCUCCUCAGCGCUCUUUGCUGCCUCAAUUCAAUAGCAACACUGCCGGGAGUGUGAAUUGAAUUCCCAUUUGGAUUUCAGAAAUUCUGUCACAACGUAUUCGUUAAGAGUUUUUCGAUUGUUCGGCGUCGAUUAUCAAAAUUUAAGCAGCGAAAAUGUGCAGAGAUCGCGAUAUGAAUUUGCCAUAGAUCAACGCAAUCGUCAGUACAAAGUUAAGAAAAAAAUCAAACUUAAAUAAGGAAAUAAAAACAAAAAGGAUACGAAUCAACAAACAACAAGGAUAAGUGAAGAUUUAAAAGGACGAAAACGACGAAGUGAAAAGAGAGAGGGAAAGAGAGGGAAAAAGAGAGUUUUUGAAAGAUUACACUGCAAGUGAAGAGCUUGACAAGUUAAGUAAAACAAAAAAGUGAGCCAAGAGAGAGAAAAAGAGUAAAAAGUCUAAAGAAUAAAUUAACGAUAUUAUUUCUAACCUUAAAACCUUAGUUACACUCAUUCUCAAUUCACAACAACAAAAAGGCUAACAAAAAUCAACAUCACAAUAACAACACGCAACAACAAAAAAACGGCUCUUGUGCCAAAAAUCAUCUUGAAAAGGAUUGACGGAAAAGCUCUCAUCCACCGCGUCGCACCUCAACGACCAGUAUACUGAAUAAAAUCUUGUUUAGUGGCCAGAAAUUAAAAAGGAUACAAAAAGUCUAAUUCACAUAGUUAAGGCGGAAAGAAGCAGAGAAUUCGUGUUUCGAGAAGGAAACGUAAUUUUUUUGGUUUUAUUUUAUAUUUUUGUUCGGUUUAUAUAAGUUUUUUUUUAUUUUUCGUCGAAAACGGGUUUUGAUUAAUUAAAAUUCGAUAAUACCGAGAAUCAAACGAAAAAGAUAUUUAUUUAUUUUUUGUUUAUUUUUUUAUUUUAAAUAAAUCAUAAACGAAAGCGCGAUUUAACAAAAACUAUCAAAAUUGAAGUCUUCGCAAGGAACAUUUGGAAGUCCGUCAAGGCUUGCGUUUGCGGCAUGCGCCAUCCCACCACUGGCCUGAGCGAAGACGACCUAAGUCGUCUUACCAACGGUUCAUCUAGUUCAUCCUCCUCGUCCUCAUCAUCAGCAUCGACCACUCCUUCACAUGAACAGCCAAGCAACAAUCAUGGCCAUCAUCAGACCAAAACAACCACAACAACUAAAUUUUGUUCCCCUGCCACAUCUAUCAAUGGUGGUUCAUCAACAUCGAUUACAAAAGCUGAAAUAAAUUUAUCUUCACCAUUGAAGCUUCUUAACUCCGAUGCAUCUUCACCAUCCGAAACACCAAAUGAACAUGUUAAUAACCUUAAAAAUAAUGCACCCUCUGUUGUCUUCAAUUCAUCAUACCUCCCGGAGUUUAUUGAUCCCUUAGAAUGGCAGAAGUCACGAAAGCGUAAGGAAAGGCUAGAUAGCACUUCAUCGAUAACGCAAGACCGUAAGUUGGUGCGUUCCAAUAGCGAAGAGAUAAUUGCCCCGCCAGAAGAGAGUAAUGGCGAUGAAAUAAAUAAUUUGAAGAAAGCCGAUGGCGUAGAAAUUGUAGUGCGUGAAGCCAUACGGCGGGUAUCGUCGGAGGACUUCAAGAGGUCCCCAAAUUAUGAGGACUAUCAGGAGAAUUCGGUGCAAAAUUUUGUCAGCGAUGAAAAUGACUCCUUGCUGGCCAAUAAGCCACACUCUGAGUUGUUUUUCUCUCCCGGUGCUAAGGAUAUAGCACGCAAGGCUCGUUUGGAAAGCAGUCCGUCACGGUCGAAUCGUGUCUCGCCAAAUCGUGAGACCCGCACCAAGACCAAUGGUGACGAAAGUGAUCUGGAACAUGAGCGAAGGCGUUCGAGCGAGCGUUUCUGCAAGUCUCGGGCACCUCCCGGCCGAAAGUCGGGUGUCAUGAAAAAAUCCGGAAAGUUUCUGCCGACAAAGAUGCGCGGUGACGAAAACACCUACAAGUACGACCUGUCCGCCAUGAAAUACGAGCGCAGAGGCUUCGUUAGCAAAAUCAAAGUCGAAGAACGCCUUCAGCGCAAGGAAGAGGCUGCCGACGGACAGCGCAAUGAUUACAACGACAAUAACUUAAUCGAUUUCCAUAUAAUUCGCAGCGAGUAUGGCAAUAACACAAAUGCAGCAACAUCUCCAUCUUUACCACAGCAGCAGCAGCAACAACCAGAAUCUAACAUUUCAACAACAACAACAACUAAAACAACAGCUGAAGCACUGCCAUGGGACUGUUCCAUACCUGAGGAUCAGACACCUGUACUGAGUCGUCGUUUUGCGGCUGUUCGUCAUCCCGAUUCAAUCGAUAUUGCUGCAAAGCUGUCCAAGAUCAUGCCUUACCCGCAACAAUUUCAUAAGUCACCAAAUUCAAUGAUGGCCGACGAUGAUGCCAUCGAACCAAUAAUGAACCCUUAUUGGGCUCUAAAUCACAUGGAAAACGCUAAGACUCGCGAAGUUAUGCAGCAGGUUAUUCCAUCGAUAAUGUCAUUUCAAACGCCCGAAGAGCGCUUGAAGCAAGUUAACAAGCGAUUAGUAUCGCUCAAAAAGAAAGCCGUUCAAUUGGAGGAACAAUUUGAGAAGAAAAAUGGCUAUAGGCCAUCGCAGGCAGAGAAACUAAAUGAUAAACAUAUAAAAAAUAUUCUAGCUGAAAUAAGUAAGCUGAAGAAGGAGAAACACGAGUUGAAGUCUGAUCCUAUGGCAGCGUUGGGCUUGAAAGUGAGCGGUGGCAUGGAUGCCGAGAAGAAGCUGGAGAAAAUUCAAUUGACGCUGAAUGAAAUUGAACAGAAUUUAGCUGACAAGCGAGAAGAUGGUAAUCGUUCAGAAACCUUGGAGGAACUAACACCCGAUCAACUAGUCCAAGAAAAGACUGCAGUCCAGCAUGGUCUGCUUUUUUACGAGUCAUUGUAUGGUCGUCCUUCGACAAAGGAAGAACGUGAUGCAGCCCGACCCCUCUACGACCGCUACCGCAUGUUAAAGAGAAUGGUAUCACGAAGUGUUACCCUCUCAGGAAACACCUCAGGAGCACCCGAACUUCCCACUAUCCAUGAACACGAAGCGAUGGUAUUCGAAGCAACUCCCUAUCAACACUCCUCCAAUAGCACCGAUAGCACCACAAGUCCAAGUGAAUCUUCUACCCUUAUUGUAUCCGAAAGCAACAGUUCAGCUUCAGCAUCAGCAGCAUCAACAGACUCAACUCCAGAUACCACAAAAACAGCUGAAGUAGAUGAAGACAGCCAAACCCAAAAACAACAACCUCAAAUUAAACGCCAUCAACAUGAAUCUCUGUUUGGUGAAAAUAUCCAUCAACUUUCAAUUGAUAAAUUAUGGGAACAUUUGGAUAAAGCCCGUGAGGAGAAAAAGCUUCUAAAGCGCACUUUAAGGGAAUACGAAACGGUGUUCGAGGAACAAAAUGGUCGUAAAAUGUUGAAGAACGACCGAAAGUCUAUCGAAGACACCUAUGCUCAGUACAAAGAGGCAAAAGCAAAAGCUCGUCUCUUACAAGCUCUAAUCAAGAAACAUAUCUCGCGUUGAGAUGGAGCUAAAACAAAAAAAGUUUUGAGUUUUAAAAUAUUAUUUAGAGACAAGUCAAUGGACUUGCUAGAGAUAUAGUUUAAAAAAUGGAUUUUAUAUUGUUUUAUAUUUUAUAUAUUUUUUUUUUAAACUAUCAUCAAUUUUAAUAUUGAGUUGAGUUAUACGCCAUUUUGAGUGGAAAAAUUGAAGCAUUUUAAAAACCCACAAUGCUAAAAUGAGCAUAAUUUGCGAAUGAACUUAGGGUUCAAGAAAACGAAGCCCUGAAAGUCUAAUUACAAUCAGUAUUUUGUUUUUAAGCUUUUUUUGUGUUGCUAUUUUAAAUUCUCAAAAGAAAAUUGGCAAACAAAAUAAAAAUGGUUUCUGGUUCAAAAAAUAUUGAGCCUUAAAGUUAAUUAUAUAUUUAUUUCUUUUUUGUCUCCAAACUGUUAAAAAUAAAAACAAAACAUUGUUAUGUUUGAAAAAAACUAAGAAAAACAAAAAUAACACACAAUAUUAAUUUAUAUUUCAUUUAAAUAUUCAUCUCUCAAAUUUGUAUCUUACACAUAAAAUAUUUACACAAAAAUAUAUAAAGAUAUAAAAUAUAUAUAUGUACACAAAAAAAUAUAUAUAUAUAUUGAUCUGUGAUAGUUACUAUUUUAUUUAUUAUUUCUUUGAUUUAUUUUUUAUUUUUUGUAUUUCUUUUUAUUUUAGUUGUGUUUCUCUGUUUUUAUUGGCAAUGUAAUAUUUAUAUAUACAAACAUAAAAAUUGUCCAAAAAUAAUAUUGUAUAUAUGUACUAUUUUUUUUAAAUUUUAAUUUUAGUUUUAUAUAACGAGUACCUUUAAUUUAAAAAACAAAAACAAAAUAAAUAAGAAAACAAAAAUUAUACAUAUUACAUAGAUGUCUAACAUGUAACAUAUAUUUUAUAAUAAAUAAAAGAUAUAUUUGUUGAUAUCGAAUGAAUAAAAUUUGACAAUGUUAUAAAUAAUAACAAUUAUUAUAAAGUUUUAAUUUAAUUUUUUAAAAAAGUUUUUCUUUUUUGUUUGAAUACAGAACGUGCUGUAAAUUUCAAUUAUGAGGUGGACCUUCAUUAAUUUUCUCAUACCUUUGUUUAUUUCGAAAAAGGGAUUGUAAUAAGUUGUAUAUAGACUUCUAGGUGGAUAAGUAUCUGCUAGAUUGUUUAUCUAAGGUUUAUCUAAGGUCUCUAUUUAAAUAGACCUAGUUAGUUCAGAUUGUAAAGUAGGUUUGGUAAACGAUUUUAGGUUUAGGCCGAAAUCAGUAAAACACUAAUACUUCUAGUGCACGAGUUGUACUUGGGUUAGGUUUAUAUUAUAGGAUAUUUGUUUAAAAAUGAAACUCUUAAUUUACUUCUUUAUUUUUGUUUAUUAUUUUGAAGCAAUAUAUAUAAUUCCAAUGUUGCAUAGGAGAAGGUUUUUGAAAUUUUAUUCAUUUUGAUGGAUCAUUGUCUUACAAGAAAGCAAAUUGUUCUCUUUGAUUGCCUUUGAAUCAUUUUUACUGGGGCUAAGAAUCUUGGCAUGUGCUACAUGGUCCUAUUUUUGAAUUAUUUCUUGAUAAGAGCAUUUUUCAAUUUGUAUUUUGCUGUUUUAUUAAUUGAACAACUGUCAGAAUAGAUUAUGUCUUCAAUUGAAUGCCUUGAAUCAUGUCUUUAAUUGAAUACCCUUAGACAUUUAUUAACAAACUAUACUAUAUGUUUGAAGUCCUUUGAAAUUUUUCUUAGAAGAGCUUUUUUUUGAUGAAGAAAUGUUGGCGUAGAAGGUGGUUUGGGUCUCAUUUACGAAGGAACUGGGUGGCUUAAAAGCGCUAAGUUAUUUGGGACGGAUUGGUAUAUAAGAGUGAAUUGUGGAGAAGGUCUACCGGAUUUUUUUAAAGGCAUUGUAAGAAAAACUUUCUUUAGUGUGCCAUAUAUCUAUGUAUGAACACAUAAAUACAGGUCAUAAAAGCCAAAUUUUAGUAAUAGUUCUUAAUCAUUAUUACGUUAAUUUUUUUUUUGAAAAUCACCCUACCUCAUGAGGUAUUGUCAUUUGUUCCCCAAUUUCAUAGCGUUCUACUAAUAUUAUCUCAAUUGUGGUUUUUGAGGUUCAUAAAAGCAAGAUUUUCAUACAAAAAUCUACACCAACAAUAUUUUUGUUUCAUGAAAAUAUGCUGGUUAAUUUAUUCAUAAUCGAAAUUUACAGCUAGUUCUCUAGACUGCAUUAUAAUUAUUUACUUAUUUAAUUUAAAAAAAAUGUUGACUAUCGCUAUAGAUUUUUUUUGUGUUGUUUUAUAUUUCAAAUAUCCACUCAAAGCUUAAAAUUAAUUGAAAUUGUGUUAAAAAUAGACAAACAAAAUGGCAAUAGAUUACAAAAAAAACCAUAAAUGAAAAUAAAAAUCAUUAUUAAAUGUAAAAACACUGCACACACAUAAAAAUACGUACACAAAUAUAAAAACUAAAACAAAAAACAGAUGAAUAUCAUAAAAUUAAAACAAAAUUUAAGAACAAAAAUUAAAAAAAUUAAAAAGAAACAAAAAUAUUGAUUCCUAUAAAUAUGUUUUUAUGUAUUUUUAUUUUUAUAUAUCCAUUUAAUGUGCAAAAUGUCUUCCUUAAACCGCAUUUUAAGGAUAAAUUUAUAUACUAGUCCGAAACUUUAAUUGAUUUUUGAAAAAAGCUGUUUUGUACGAAUAAUGAAUUUAAAACAAAAAAUAAAAGAACUUAAAAUUAUAAAAUCGGUUCCUUACACUUUUUAAAAAUGAAACAAAUAUUACACAUAAUCGUAGAUAUGUUUUCAAAAUCGUUUUUAUUUAAGUCCGUUUUUCAACACGCAAUAAUUUAAUGUUUAAGCAAAAAUUAACAUUCUAUGUGCUCCAUCGUCAUUGAUGUAAAAAUAUGAAUUUUUCAUUAAAAAAAUAUAAAUUAAAGACAAAACAAACAAAGCUAACAUUAAUUAUGUAAUAGAAACAAAUAUAUACAAAUAAAAUUAUGUCAUAAAUUUAGAACAAAUCAUACAAACAAAACUAAAAUAAUAAUUAAAACUGAUUUGGUGUUCUUUUUUUUUCAAAACAAAAA
Eupeodes corollae is the source of this 8282-nucleotide messenger RNA. RefSeq names its product protein FAM13A. The transcript is spliced from 4 exons. The record is from RefSeq and is a predicted model, not a curated record. Bases 2724 to 5240 code for a protein of 838 amino acids. Lineage: Eukaryota; Metazoa; Arthropoda; Insecta; Diptera; Syrphidae.